Messenger RNA from Petromyzon marinus (sea lamprey), 4878 nucleotides. RefSeq lists its product as uncharacterized. Gene Ontology annotation, cellular component: nucleus. Gene Ontology annotation, molecular function: DNA binding. NCBI's taxonomy places the organism in Eukaryota, Metazoa, Chordata, Hyperoartia, Petromyzontiformes, Petromyzontidae. The record is from RefSeq and is a predicted model, not a curated record.
ACACCGCAUCUUCUGACGCGAUGAUGUCAUCGCGCCAUCGACGGCGGUGACGUCAUCGAGCCGGUUCACCACCACGGUACCCGUGAGCAUGGAUCACUCUUUCGCAGGCUCAGGCAGGUCAGGUCGCGAGUUCUACCAUUCGGGCCGUGAUGAUUACGACAAGCACGGCCGAGGAAGCUCGGGGUCCGGACACCGAUCAUUCCAAGGCGACAUGCGACCCGCUGAAGGGGAAAGAGAGACGUACAAAACAGCUGCCAAUCUUCUGGCCACAAUAAUAACGAUGAUAAAGGACAAUCCAGUUACUGAUCAAGGUCAAGGGUAUGCUCAUGAGCGAUCCGCCAAAAGUGGGUACAACUAUCGCGAGUCGUAUAACUCCGCACCACCCACGGGCUCCAAACAGAGCGUAGGCUACAACGAGCCCUUCAGUCGUCCGGGUGGAUUGGCAGGAGGCCCUGAUCGCUAUGACUACAAUGAGCCCCCCAGGGGCCAACAACACGGCCCCCAGGGCUAUGGAGGUGGCUAUGAUGAUCACUGGGGCAGCGGGAAGGAGUUUUCCGAGCCUGGCAUCAUGUCCAAUAAGCACGGCAACAGAGGUUACGCAGAACAUGCUGCAUUCAAGGCACCCGCAGAUAUGCGAGGCUUUUAUGGUCGUGGCCGCACCUCCCGUAACUUUCACGGGCAGGUUGGCAGGCCAGGCUUCAACAGCCGUGAGGGCCGCCAGCCGACAGACCACGGGGGAGCACCCUACGGGUCGGGCUUCCGUGGCUACGGUACCAAACCAGGCCAGAGGGGCAGGCCCUUUGAUAGGGCUGGCAGAGACUCCACGGAUCGCAGGGACCGUGGGCGUGGGGGCACGCCGGCCUGGAGGGUCGCCGCGGAUUUCAGGGAGAAGAAGGUGGUGCCCUUGUUGGGGCUGACCACUUCACGGAAGAAGAAGGCUGGCGGCCGAGGCGAAAGCGGCGGUGGCGGCAGCGGUGGCAGCGGCGGUGGCGCCGGUGCCGGUGGCGCGCCCAGCACAAGUCAGAAGCCUCAAAAGCCGACAGGCUCAGCAGGAGCUGGCACGGGCUCUGAGAAGUUGAGGGUGACGGACAAGCCAGCGGCCACCAGCGAAGCGACGGGCGCAAUUAAGAGGAAGUUGUCACCUUCUCCGGGACCAUCUGGCAAGAAAGCCAGCAAUGAGGAGUCGGGCGGUAUUGGCGAGCCUGAAACGAAAAAGGUCAGACUUCCUGCACAUAGUGCUCAGUUCUCGUGCCCGCUGUGUCGCUUCCGCACAAAAUACGACAGCGAGAUGGAGCUGCACAUGCAGAGCAAGUUUCACAUGGAGUCUCUGAGGCACCUUCAGGAGGGUUACCUGGAUGACCCCCACAUCUCCAAGACCAUUAAUGAGUUCAUCGAGCUGCGAUACCAGAAACGUAAGGCUUCAAAUCAGAUGUUAAGUGACCACUCGGACAAAGUCGUGCCCAGCAAAGCCAACGGAGACGACGCGAUAUUGGACGACAGCAUGGAAUCCAUGGAGGUUGUUCGCUGCUACGCCUGUAAUACCAAUAUAUUUAAUGUUACAUGGGUAAUUAGGAAACACAUGGAUUCUGAAGAACAUCAAUUUAAUAGAAAGGCCUUCAGUAAUGAUCGGAAGAACAGUGUCCUCAUAAUUUUCAAGAGUAUCCUGCACAAUCAAUGCAACUUUAAAAUACUCAAAACCUUGAAUGAGAAAUUCCAAAAAGAGGAGACUUCAGCAGGGGAGAGCUCCUCUUCAACGUCUGAAGAGAAAGUAAAAAAGAUUACGACUGCAGAUGACAAGACCACUGUUGACAAUACCACCGUGGAGAAAAACGCCACCUUGAAGAAGACCGUCCUCAAAACGAGCGGCACGGAAGCCAGCGCUACGAAGGGGCAAAUUUCCAAGGGGACAUUAAAACCCAGAGCCAAGGUUGUACAGACUGGGAAGGUAGUGGUGAAGAAGGCAAAUGUUUUGGCCACAGAGAAAGCAAAAGACAAGUUCCCGGCUGAAGACAUCGAUGUCAAGACCAGCAAUACGAAGCAGAGCUCAGGAUCAAAGAGGACAACCCUUCAAGUCGGAGAGGAUCUUAGCAAACGGGAAGAAGACAAAAGGAAUAAUGCAGAGCUUGAGCUGGAAAAGGCAGAGGAGGAGCAAUAUGAGGUUGUUGAGCCAGAUGAGGCAGAGAAUGAAGAGGCUUUGAAGAAUGAAUGCUUUGUGGUAGAGGAAGGGCUUCUCCUGAAGGCCAAGGAGAGUGAUUUUCUGCUCCAAGAUGAAGAGCAGCUUCUUGAGAUGUGCGAGGAAGAUGAGGCUUUUGAGGUGUGCGAGGAAGAUGAGGCUCCAGAAGAAGGCGACCCCGAUAGCCUGGACGAUGACACUUACUUGGAAGUUGACGCGUUGGCUGACGAUCACGACGCAUCAUUCGGCGACAAGCAGAGCAUGGGCGAUAAUGGGGAGAAAGAGUCGAAGAACGAAGCCGACGACGAUGUCAUCAUAAUAGAAUAUGAUGGAGAUGCUGCCCUGCCAGCGAGCGUGGUCCCCACCGAUAUGAGCGGUAAUGGAAGCGAAAAGCCAUUAAAAUGCCCCCCUGUAGCAGCGGAUGCUAUCACAACCACUGCACCUGCUCCGUGCACUCAGACGCCAAGGGAUGCACUGCCACCACCUACUAUCAAAGCAGCGGCCAGAAAACCGGUUAAAGGAGUCACCAGGGUGGCUGGAGGAGCCGGAAAAGCAGGAACAGCUGCAAAAACAAGUGCCAAACGGCCUGCAGGAAAUGCAGUAAAAAGUGUUAGGGUUAAGGCGAUUAAACAGGCAGUUAGAGUAAGCAAGGUGGUGGUUACUAAGUUCCUACCGGCAGUGAAGAAAGAAGCAGUGAAGAAGCCAUUGGUUAAGACAAUCGGGGUGUUUGAGGAAACCAUUCUGCCAUCCGAAGAGGCUGCUGGAGAAAUGGCUGAAGCCGGCAAGAUGUUGAAUACAGCGAGCCAGGAGGAACAUGCAAGCAAGCCGGCUGCGGAAGCCAUGGCUUGUGAGGAGGCCGAUGAAGUUGUGGGCUCGGAAACGCCGCUCGAAGCAGAGGAGUCGAAGCAGGACGAGAGGAGCACGGCAAUGGCGCUGCCUGAGGUUGUGGUGAUGGAGGGCAUUCUUCACCCGGCAAGAAGGGAAGGGGAAGCAUUGCCCGCGUCGGUCAGGGGCCGCGGGGCACGGGGUCGAUGCAAGCGAGGCAAGCGGAAGGCCGUGUAGAAUUUGGAGGCAACAGUGACGUGCGGUGUGCCCCUUUGUGUAAGCGCUAAGAGUUAAACCAGUGUCAAUUUACAAUAGCAAGUAGGUAUUAUUUGUAUUGAUUUUAUUUUUAGUGAUAUUUCUUGACAUUCUAAUUCAGGACCGUUUUUCUCAAGUAAAAGCCAAUUCUUGUCAUACUAGCCUUUUGCCCGUCCAAGGACGGGUGUAUUGCAGUAAAUCUCAAAUUUGCAAGCGGAAAUCAGACCGCGAUGUGAUAUUCAUUGCAUCAGAUUCGUGUGCAAUUUGUAAGGGCGUGGUGACAGACCUAUUUCAUUUUAAGGUUAUAAUCCCAAAUUCAUCAUGACCUUUUUACUUUGAUGUCUCAACAGCGUUACGGAGAUCGCGUGACGUGAGGAUUCUGCUUUUGUAGUGAGGGUUGUGAGUUGACGCUGAGGAGGGGGGAGGAGGCGCCUCGGCCCCCCAUGUGGAGUGACGUCAGCCGCUAAUUAUUAUGGAGAGGGGGGGGGGGUCCAUUUGGAGGAAGUCACCUUAUGAUUAUUAAUGAGGGGGGCUGGUGGGUGUGGAGUGACGUCACGAGCGUUAAGGACAUUCCUGGGUUAUAGUAGGUAUAUGAUGAGCCCCACCACUUAAUAAAAUCUUGGAUGCAUUAUUUGUAGUGUUGCAUUUUAUACUUAUUUGUGGGAUAUAAAGCAAGUUCACUUGUCAAACAGUAGUUGGUGGGUGCCGAACUGCAUUCAUGUUUCUUAUGUGUUAAAUUGCCUCUCCUGAUUUUAGUUGUUUAUGGUUUAAAAUAACUUUCAUUACUUAGAGACUUCUAUAUUUAUGUAUAUAUUUGGUGGGGAUAAGCCUCAAGAAUUGCUGUCGGUGACAGUUUUUAUUUGCAGUACAUUGUAAUUCAGAGGCAGUUGAUUAAUCGAUUAAUUUUUUUAUUGUCUACUUUUUUUGGUUAUUUGAAAAUAGUUACCUUUGUAUCCUGUCUUCUGAAGGUAGGAAACCCCCUGCAAGCCAUGCCCAGCGUGAUGUAGCCAGGGGCGGAGCCAGGAUUUUGACUUUGGGGGGGCUGACUUCAAUAUUCUGAGAUAUCCAGUGUAUGUUUUCCAAUGGGCGCCACAAAUGCAUAAAACAAAUUUUAUUGGAUUUGAACGCGGAGUUUAUUAAUAGGUCGGAGCCGCUGAUGUGGCUAAUAAGUUUGAUACGUUCGAAAGGCUGCCGCUCAAGCAGCCUGCAGGGCAGCACAAAGUGGCAGUCAGCAUUUUCCAGCAGCCCGAUAUCCGGUUAUCCCGAUUACCGACUUUCCCAAAGUUUCAGGGGGGGCUCAGCCCCCCCCAGCCCCCCCCUGUGGCUCCGCCCCUGGAUGUAGCUGAUGAUGCAGAAGUAAUCUAGCCCCACCCAUAACGUCCCAUCUAACAACAUGGGUGGGAACAGAAGUGAGAUUCUCCCCCCCAUCCCAAACUACACUGUUAUGUGAUUAGUCAUUCGAACUGAUAACUGGUUGAGUAACGGAAUAAUCAGAUAUAGCAGCUCUUUACAAAAUGCAAAAAUCUGUGCAUGUGAUCCUGGCUUGCCCUGGUCAAGCCAGGAUCACAUGCAAGUACAGUAUUGAAAGUUGCGUAGAAUUAAAGUGAUGUUAUUUAGCAGUUGAA